AUGCCUCAAUUGAGCACUCGUACUUGGCGUCUCCUGGGACUAGGUGUCGCAGCUGGUUACGGGUUUCUGGGUGUUUUCCAGGCCUGUUCACCCGUGCGGGCCUCGUCGGAGUUCUACGACAUUCCCAAACAUGUGAUCAACCCUCAGGUCGACGCCCACGAGCAAGUAGGCAUCCUGAUGAACCUUAUUGCGGCCCGUGAUGUGAGCAUCGCGGCCAUGCUCCUGAGCUUCGCCUACGCGGGCAAGACGAAAGAAAUGGGCACGGUGAUAUUGGCCGGAAUGAUUCUAUGUGCUGCGGACACUGUAGCUGUAUGGAAGAGACGCGGUGCGACUGCUGGCUCGACUAUUGCUGCUGGGGCUGCUGUCUGGGGUUUGAUUGGCCUGGGGCUGUACUUCAACUGA
Molecule: messenger RNA, 402 nt
Organism: Neoarthrinium moseri
Lineage: Eukaryota; Fungi; Ascomycota; Sordariomycetes; Amphisphaeriales; Apiosporaceae
Exons: 2
Coding region: 1-402 (133 amino acids)
Source: RefSeq, a predicted model, not a curated record